This is a messenger RNA of Coregonus clupeaformis (lake whitefish), 7597 nucleotides long. RefSeq names its product pogo transposable element with ZNF domain. The transcript has 19 exons. The coding region runs from base 789 to 6356 and encodes 1855 amino acids. The record is from RefSeq and is a predicted model, not a curated record. NCBI's taxonomy places the organism in Eukaryota, Metazoa, Chordata, Actinopteri, Salmoniformes, Salmonidae.
GUGAGGAGGAGGAGCUGGAGCCAUGGCAACAGAUGUAUGACGACGUGGAGGAGGAAUUGGAAUUCAUAGAGGGCGACAUUGACAACGGAUACAACAGGCCUAAAUAGUACAGUGAAAAGCUUACUUGCAAGCUCUUCCUCAACAAUGGAAUAUUCAAUAUCAAAGUCUGUGAAACCUCCUUUUCCUCCACGACAUCCCGAGAGACUCCGGUUCCCAGCAUACCCUCCCUCACUCACUCAGCUGCACAGCGUGUCCCGGCAACGGUUUCCAACACAGGCCAGUCCUCCUCCUCUGUCUUGCAACGCACCACUAUAGCACAUGAGUUGAUGUUUUGGGGGAAGGCUGGUGUCUCAAACACACACUGCCGAAAGGCUAAAACAGCCGUCGUUACUUUCAGAAACACAGGAAAUGCUCAGUAAUGGAUUUUGAUUAUUUGAUUGUACAGGAGUAUUUAUAAAUGCGUUAUACACCUCGGAGUCAGAAACUAAAGAGAAUGCAACACUGAUUAUAAUAUGCAGUAGGCCUACACUUAGAACCGCGGGGCGAAGCAGUUGUAGAAGACAUGAGUCUGGCUCAUGGUCUCGUGAUGAGGUAGCACCUGCCUGCGACUUCAAAAUCAGUGUCACCCUCACCAAAGGGGGAAUGUCCUCUUGGUCUAACGGUCAAGACAUUGGUUUCUCCCUUGGUAGACACAGGGUUCAGAUCCCACCCGUGACACUAACCACUAGGUUGUCCCCCUUCCUCUGUGUCCCUCAGCUCCUGUGUCGUCAUCAGUGUUAUCUCAAUUUAUGGUCCCCACGGGGGUCCCUGGUAUGCCCUCUCUGGUGCCAUCGGGCAUGGUCCAGGGACAACAGCUGAUCCAGAUCCAAACCCCUACAGGUCUGAGCACCAUGCUACUGCCCACAGCUGUUAACCCUGGUGCCGGCCCUGCCAAUGCCCAGCAGAUCUACUUCACCCAGGGUUUCCCGGUCCGAAAUGUGAGGCCUGGGCAGAACCCUAUGGGGAUAGUUCUGAAUUUACAACAAGGGCAGAUGAUUCGACCCAUCACUCUACUCUCUGGACCUGGAGGGCAGUUCUUUGCUCCGUCUAUGGGGAUGCCUCAGGUUGUGAGCCAGCCUGCACAGAUUAGGCCCACUGCUGGCCCUAGUGGUGUUUUACGGCAGGCAGCGCCCGGCACCUUUGCCACUAUGCAAAUCCCUGCCACCCUCACCAUCCGCGGGGCCAGUCAUGCCCCCCUCACAACCACAGCUAGCACCAUGGGCAACCGGCCCACCCUACUCAACCCUUCCUCACAGCCUCAGAUUUUGAAAUGGAACCAAGUCCCAGUCGCUCUCCAAUCGCAGCUACUGCAGAUCGUCAAGAGCAACAGCCAGGCCAAUGUACCCGUGGCCACGCCCCUGACACAGGGCAACACCAAAGUUGAUCAGGCGCUGAAAAUAUGCCCCCGAUGUGGAGCCCAAUUCAAAAUGCAAGAAGCACUUCAAGGACAUAUGUGUUUCUGCUGUCCAGAACUGGUCAAUACUGCAGGGCCUUCCAGCAGCAGUGGCACUCAGAACCCCCUGCCAGAGCGGGCCCCCAGCUCCAAUCCAGACCCUCCGCCUAAGGUGGUUAUGCUAGUGGAUGAUUUCUACUAUGGCCGCUUCGCGGGCCAACAGUCCCUGGUCGACAGCCAGCCCACCAAGCUGAACUACUCCUUCAAAUGUGUCAUCUGCCCCAAGAGGUCCAAUAGCAACAUUAGGCUGAUGGACCACAUGAAGCAGCACCCAGAGAUGACUAAAUGGGUGGACCAACUGACCUCCUGCCAGCACUGCUUCCGCCAGUUCUCUACCAGCGCCCAGCUCCAGCACCAUGUGGAGAAUGCCCACGGGCCCACUCAGUCUUCCACUUGUUGCAAGAUCUGUGAGUGGGCGUUUGAGAGUGAGCCUGUGUUCCUGCAUCACAUGAAGAACACCCACAAACCAGGAGAGAUGCCCUAUAUUUGCCAGGUGUGUCAGUACCGAUCUUCUUUCUUUUCGGAUGUGUACAACCACUUCUGUACCAGUCAUGCAAAGACAUGCAACCAGCUGUGUGUUUACUGCCUGAAGGUGUUCAAGAGCCCCAACUCCUACCAGCAGCACUACAUACGACACCAGGCCAGUAGAGCGAGUCACUGCAACAAGUGCCGUUUGCAGUUCCUCUCCGCCACGGACAGGAUGGAGCACAAAACCCACAGCCACAGGACCUUCCGCAAGCCCAAGCAGCUGGAGGGGCUCCAACCUGGGACUAAAGUGACCAUCAGGGCAUAUGCCCACCACAAGGGACAGUUGCCCAAGAAUGUACCUGUGGACUAUAAGACGACAGGCCCCACUCCUCAGGCGGGCCAGACCUACACUAACAGCAACAUACAACACAAACCUCAUCAGUCCAAACCACCUCCACAAACAACCAAAACCACCAUGAGGAAAUCCAUCAAGCAGUUGGACCUGCUCACCAAGUUUCAGAAACGGAGUGUGUCGCUAGUCAAGCAGCGGUGCAUGGAGUGCAGCUCAGACGUACCCAGCUUCCCCGACCACUACCCCACCUUCGUCCACUGUGCCGUGUGUCCCUACAGCACCUGCUGCUCGCGCUCCUACGCAGACCACAUGAUCACAAAUCAUGCACCACGUAUGAAAACCAACCACGUACCCCUGCACAAGCGGCCACCCCCUUGCUAUUUGAAGCUGCUGUGUGAGGUCUGUGACUUCAGCUCUCAGACGGGUGACCUUAUGGCCAAGCACCUGGCCCAGUACCCAAGUCACGGCUCCAGCACCUGUACACCAAACGAGUCUCUGGAGUCUGACAUUGAGUUCUGCCAAGAGGAGGACAAAUCAGGAGAGGAUGUAGAUGUGGUGAGGUCUGAAUGGGCAUUAAUGGAGAACUGGAGAGAACCUCUGCUGAGAGGCACCGACUGCCCCAUCGCAACCAUCCUCGACUUCACAGAGAGCUGCGGUCCUCGCCAGUCCUUAAACAAAAACAGCGACGCUGUCGACUACUUCAACCUGCUCUUCCCGUACUCGCUCAUGGAGCUCAUCGCCAGCGAGACCAACGCCAAGGCCAAGACCUGCCAGUUUCUUGGGCAGAGCGACCCGGACUGGGUCCCUGUCACCGCUCACGAGAUCAAGGGCUUCAUUGGUCUCAGUAUACUCAUGGGCCUUCAGAGCCUCCCAGAGCCUGCCAACUACUGGUCCUGGCAGCACUACGACAACUGCCACACCUUCUUCAGGGCCAUGUCCAUCAAGCGCUUCCAGCAGAUCUCCACCAACAUCCGGAUGGGUAGUCUACUCACCUCCAUGGAGGAGGAGGGAGAGGGCAGUGGCAGCGACAGGCUGCGUCUCUUCAGACCUAUGCUGAACAUCCUUGGCGACUCCAUGUGGGAAGCCUACAAACCCAACCGGUGCCUGGCCAUCGACCGGGCCCUGCUGCCCAGCCUGGAAACGGAGGCCGGCCAAGCAAAAGGGAACCCCAAGGCCCAACCAGGGGUGUGGCUGCUGUGUGACUCCAAGUCGGGCUACUGCCACCGACUGCUCAUCCACAUGGGGAGGGAGAAGGAGAAGGAGCUGGGGUUCAGUGUAGUGCUCCCCUUAGUGGAGGGACUCCAGGAGAAACACCACCAGCUCUUCCUGGGUAGCUCACUGGCCUCUGCCCCCCUCAUGCAGAAGCUCUUGGACCAGGGCAUUUACACCUCCAGCUCCUUUCCUCCACCAAGCCCCAUCCUCCCCAGGGAGCUGUGGGAGCAGGGUCAGCUGGAGAAGCCUGGGGACUUCCUGCAGAGGCAGUUGGGCCCCCUUCUGGCCACCCGCUGGAAAGACACCAAGGAGAUGGGCUGCCUGUCCACCAACGCUGAGCCGGGGCAGCCAGACACAGUGUGGAGGAAGUCUCAAACUAAAGUGGGCGAACUCAGCCCCAUCGAGCGUCCCUUAGCCUUCCGACUUCUGCAGGAGAACAUGCGAGGCGUCGACAUCUGCAAACAGCUGCUGGCCUGCAACCCGCUAGGAGGGCUGCCACUAGACAAGCACUGGCGCAGUCUCUUCUGGUUCCUGGUCAACCUGAGCAUAGUCAAUGCCUUCAUAGUGCUGCGGGAGAGCCGCAAAGAGAACCCUCCAUCGUGGGUGCAGGGCGGGCUCUUUACCCAGGCAAACUUUCGCAAGCGCUUAGGGCACCAGCUGGCCAAGUGCGCAGAAAGACAAGCACGCAUCCACUCUGAGACUAAGGAGGGACCAGCGGGCGUGCGAGAGGUUGCACUGCAAGGCAAUCCAAAUAAACUAAGGCACAGAUUGGUUAAACUCACCGCCAAGACCAAGAGAUGCAAGAACUGCAAUCUGAAGAACCUGCGCCAUGAGAGCGUGUUUGGAUGCAUCGUUUGCAAAGCCAACCUGUGCAAGCAGCCCAGCUGCUUCUGGGAGUAUCAUGGCUUCUCACCCCACCACUUGGGCUCCCCUAAUGUUGGAUUCAUCAUGGAGGACAUGAGAAACACCACGGGAGCAGACCGCUUUGACGACAGCAGCGAGUGGGGUCCCUUAGGGCCGGAGAGUGACCUGGACGAGGCAAUGGCCCCAGUGGAGGACAUGGGCUCAGACACAGACGAUGAAGAAAUGGAGGUUGAAGGUCUUGAUAAGGACGUUGAUGAAGUUUUUCAUGAAGGGGAGUCUAAACAGCAGCCUGCCGCAUCUGAUCCUCCCGUCACCCCUCCGACAGUACGUCCGGUGGUAAAAGAACGAGAGGACACCCUCUCUGUGCGUCUACUGAGGAUAGUGCUGUUCGCCCUCUGCUGCGGGGAACGCCAAGCUGCCAAGCAGCUAUCCACCCAGUCCAAUCUCAUCCGGGCCUGGCUGAAGGAUAAGAAGAAGCAGCUGGAGCGUGAUGGCCGGGGACCCGGCAAGGGAGAGGCGGUGGAGCGCAUGGUGGAGUGGGUCAUGGCCCAGCGAGAGCAGCAGCUACCGCUCAAUGAGAAGAACCUUUUUCAGAGGGCUUCUGAGAUCCACAGCCAGGACGGCCACAGCAGCGCCUUCCGCAUCUCUUACGACUGGGCUGUGAGCUUCAUGCUGCAGCAUAGCCUUGGCUGGCAGGCUGUUGGGCGGACCGCCACGGUCAGCCGGCGCUUGCCACGCUCCAUGGAGGACAACGCAAACUCCUUCACCAAGUUCACCCGCAAGCACAUCCAGGCCCACGAUCUCCCCCACACAGGCAUAGCUGCCAUGGACGAGCUGUCUGUCUUUGUAGACAUUGAGGCACUUGCGGAUCCAGCCAAAGUGGACAAAGAAGGGGCUCUCCAGCUGGUGGGAACCAGGGAACCUCUGGUCACCAUCUAUCUGUCAGCGCUGGCCGAUGGCACCAUGCUACGCACCCUGGUUCUAAUCAAGGGGCAGCUCCCCGAGAUGCAGGGCACAGGCCUGCCCAACUCUGUCCUGCUGGAGGCCAAGGUGGAGGGAUUCACCAGGGACGAGGAGUUGGCACUGUGGGAGUCUCUGGUGUGGCGUCAACACAUGCUGGACCAGAGCAGGAGUACCAAAGGCAUGCUGAUCCUGGACGGUCACCGCGGACACCUGUCUAAGGACUUCCUGACCACCCUUGGUGCCACUGGCACCCUUCCGGCUGUGGUCCCCGCCGGCUGCACCUGUCGCCUCCAGCCCCUGGAGAUGUGCCUGCGGCCCGUUCUGCAGAGUUUCCUGCUGGCCCGCUGGGCCCGGCUGGCUGCAGAGGGCGGGGCAGCAGGGGCCAGACACAAAGACCUGGUGCAACUGCUAGUUGCCUGGCUAGUGGAGGCCUUGUCCUACUUAGAGGAACAGCCUGAUCUGCUGCGACAGUCCUUCCACCUUACUGACUUGGUCCCUGGGCAGCGGGACCAGAAAAUGACCAAGACUCUGGCAGAGACCCAGUCAGAGCUAAUGAGUACUCUCAGAGAGGCCCUGCUAGGUCCUGAGGUUCUGGAGCCGGAGUCACCAGCAGAGCUCGAGCAGGAAGACAGCAGGGGCACAGAGGACAUGGAGGCUGGAGAAGAGAGGGUAGAUGAGGAGCAAGAUGCUGGAGAAGAGAGGGUAGAUGAGGAGCAAGAGGUUAAAGAAGGGAAGGUAGAUGAGGAGCAAGAGGCUGGAGAAGAGAGGGUAGAUGAGGAGCAAGAGGUUAAAGAAGGGAAGGUAGAUGAGGAGCAAGAGGUUGGAGAAGAGAGGGUAGAUGAGGAGCAGGAAAGUGGAGAUGAAAAGGUAGAUGAGAAUCACAAGGCAGCUAUAGAAAUGGACACAACAAAGGAUAACAUCUUGGAAAAGGGAGAGGAAGAGAUGGAGCCGCUGCCAGAGAGCCAGGAGACUGGAGGGUCCCAUGAGGAGGUCUCCCCCUCUUAGUCCUUCCCUUUCACAAACUCUGAGUAGAAUACUGCUCUUCGGUCCUACACAAGAACAUCUGCCGUGUUGCCUUAGGCCACACCGCCUGUGGGUCUUCCCUGCAAAUGGCCACAGAAGAUUACAGUGCAUACUGUUACAGUACAAUCGGUCAACCUUUUUAACCUUUUUUAUGUAAUCAGUGUGGGGAAACUGAGUGGGGAUCCCUUGUUGGACUUGACAGGUUCUAUGUUUUGCUUUAAUGAACACUAUAAGACACACAACAGACUGGAUCCAAACUCCAUGAACCAUAAGGCAUGUUCUUGCGGUGGAAGUUGUUGUAGUGGUAGAAAUCAAGGCCUAAACUGAUCAUCAACUGAACACAAAACAUUUUAAGGUGCUAUACUGUUCUUUCAUUCAGUUUGAUGAUAUUUACUAUGCCAUGUUUAGUAUUUUCUAAAAAUGCAAUGCCUUUGACAGAUUGGUGUUGGUUUACACAUUUCCCCCCAACUUUUGCUUCCUUAUUGCACUCAAAUGACUUUAAAUAUGUUCUUUGCUUACCUUGAAAGUAGCCUAAUCUAUGGGCGAGAGAGACUCCGCCAUAUUGCUAGAAGGCUAGUGAUGACUAGGCCCACAGCUAUACAGAGUAUUCUAUUUCUCUUAAUAAGGACUUUUAAGACAAAUACCACGUUCUCUUAUCUGUGUCUCAGUCAAUAGAUUGUAGUACUGAGGAAGGAUUGGUAAGCUUGAGAAAUGGCGGAAAUGUUGAGUUCCUUAGGGAGUUACAUAAUAUCUAAUGCAUUUUGCAGAUGUCCAAUAUGUUCUUUAACAAUUAUCUGAACUGUACCUCAUUUGUCACAGACACACAAAUAUUACAUUCAUUUCAUCCUUUCCUUUUCUGAUUUGUGUUUGGUCUUCUCAAAACUUCCAAAGACACAUGGGGGAUAUUGAAAUGGUGACAACUUCAUUCCUGAAGUUUUUGAAUCUCUUGGAAGAAAAACAUUUCCUAAUUAAAUGUGUAGGCGUUAGAGGCACAAUCUGUGAUAUUUCCUGCCGCUCAAAGGUCAUUUUGAUUAUUGAUAUAGCCUACCCUUUCAAUUCUUGAAAAAUAUAACUUAAAGAUGUCUUAUGGGCUUAGUACAAUUAUCUACUGUCAUAUCAUAGGCCUAAUUCACAAUAUAUGGUUGUAAUACUCUAUUGUUUAUGUUUUGUCAUUUGAGUCUUUAAUGUAUAUCUUCAAAAUAUGAUUAAAAAAGCUAAAUCAA